This is a messenger RNA of Teleopsis dalmanni, 1276 nucleotides long. RefSeq names its product protein FAM207A. Lineage: Eukaryota; Metazoa; Arthropoda; Insecta; Diptera; Diopsidae. The transcript has a single exon. Gene Ontology annotation, cellular component: 90S preribosome; preribosome, small subunit precursor; nucleolus. Gene Ontology annotation, biological process: maturation of SSU-rRNA from tricistronic rRNA transcript (SSU-rRNA, 5.8S rRNA, LSU-rRNA). Bases 86 to 622 code for a protein of 178 amino acids. The record is from RefSeq and is a predicted model, not a curated record.
CCAGUUUACCGACAUGCUGUGUGGAGCAUCUGUCAAAUUGAAGUGUGAUUAUUAUUGUUUAUACUUUGGGAUUUGUUAAUAAAAAAUGAGAAAACUAAAUAAAAAUAUAAGAAAUAGGGCGAAAAUAGCAGUUCAAAAAUUGAAAAAGGGAAAUGAAAUCACAGAUUCCUUAAUUGACGAAGUAAAUAAGAAUGAAAUGCUUCAUAAAACAAUUACACCAAAAAAAAUUGGCAAAAAAAAGGACAAACUGAAACGAAAACAUAAAAAUUUAAUGAAUAAAUUUGUUACGAUGGCAGCAAAACGUAAAGAAGAGAAUGCACGUAAAAAUAGAGAGAAGACUGCUGUAGUAGGUGAUUUGAAGCCACUAAAGGAUGCACUGCCUUCUCUAGAUGAACUUUUCAAAAUGACCAAAGCAAAAGGCAAUAUCAAAACUGGUGUUAAAGAAUUUGAUGAAGAACCACAAAAAUUAAAUCCUAAACAGAAAUUUAGGCAAAAACAAAAUAAACUUAUUAGUCAAGCAAAUUCUUAUCAAGCAUUGCUUAAACAUCCUGAUUUCAAGAAGAAUCCACGUGAAGCUAUCGCAUUUCACAUAAAGUAUACACAUGGUCUAUUGGAUUUAUAAAUAAAUAAUAUUAACAAAUUCAUUCAAGUGUUUAUAGGUUUAAUUUUUUUAAUAUAAGUUUUCUUAAAUAAAGCUGUUUUUUAAUUAAUGAAUUCAUUAUUCGCAGCUUAAGAUAAAGAAAUGUUAUCAAUUUUUUUCAUAAAUAAUUUCUGUGCUAUUUGAAAUCAUAGUAAAAUAAUAUAUUAAAGCAUAUUAUUGAAUAUCAAUUAAUUAAUAUGUGUUAUGUUAAGGAUAUGUUUUUCUGUCAGCAUUUCUGUGUUUAAAAAGCUCGAGUAAAUUAAAUUUAAAAUUUUAAUGAACGAUUCUCCAAUUGUCAUUAAGAGUGAAAACUGACUUAAAUCAGCAAACUUAAACACGAAUAAGGUCAGUAUGGUAUCGCUGUACAGAGGUAUCUGAAUACAGAGAUAUCUCGGGCAACUGCAGGUCAGAUGCUCUUGCCAAGGCACGCACUCUGCUCUCUGACAUUUAAAGAAUAUAAAAAAAGAAAUCCUAGUGAAAGAAUAAAAGAAAUCAAAGCGCAAAAGCUUAACAAUCAACAAAAAAAAAAAAACAGGCGACUCAAAGCGACAAAAAUAAUUUGAGAAAUCAGCUACAAAAACUUGAUCACCAUAGGUGGUACCCAAAAUCAAUGAAAAAGUCAUCAGCAAUAAUAUA